AUGGCGCGGCUGCCGUGGUGUAUGGUCUUGGUUGCCAUCGUGGCCUGGCUGCUCGUCCCGAGCUACGCACAAAACACAGGCAACGAGGCAGCACUCGAGCUCACGGCUCGCACAGAUCAGUUUUUCCGCUUUGAACUGGGGGAUGACUUGGGGCUGGACGAGCCAUUGGCUUUGCCGACCUGGGUACAGUUGCGCGAGGUUGGCCAACCAAAUGCGCCAAACUUUUUCAAUCUGACCACGUCGCCCCAGCUGACGUUGUUCGGACGAGCGCCAAGCAAGGCUGUCGUGCUGGAGCUUGAACUCCGGGUCAUCACCCCGGCCCUGGAUCAAACCUUUCCCAUCCGCUUCAACGUCUCAACCGCAGACAUUGAAUACGCCACCGCGGUUACUUUUGAAAUCUUCAACUACAACGCUUCACAGCUCAUUGGACGCACGAGUCUGAGUCAAACGCUGACCCAGGUGUUCCUGGCAGCAGCGGCACAACUCGCUGCGCCGCAGGGAUCGCGGGCCAUCCGCUUGAGCAACAUUGUACCGGGACCGGAACCCCGCAAUGUGCCUCCCACAGACUAUAACCCUCCCAUCUUUCCAAAUGCCUACCUCAGCUCUUCGGCCGUCCUGCGUGUGCUCGUGGUCGAGUCGACAACCUGUGCAGAGUGGGCUGACCUGGUCGCUGAGCUCUUCACCUUGGCUGGUUUUGACACCAAUCUACCCAACAAUUGCUCCACGACCACCCCGGAAGCAGGCCUCGCUGAAACCGUGUCAAGCAUCGCCGAAGCCGUGGUUUAUGACUGGCACCGCAGCCGGGAAGACUUUGACGAACAUGUCGUGCCCUUUGUGGUGCUUGCGGCCUUGAUUCUCCUGACGGCCCUCAUUGUUACCCUCGUACAUUACUGCCAAAAGUCGGACACUGAGGAGCGCAUUCUUCAGCGGUAUGGUGGCCAUGGCUGCGUGGUGACCGCAUCCCUUGUGUCACUGCUUGGGUAA
Monosiga brevicollis MX1 is the source of this 984-nucleotide messenger RNA. RefSeq lists its product as uncharacterized. The transcript is spliced from 3 exons. The record is from RefSeq and is a predicted model, not a curated record. Lineage: Eukaryota; Choanoflagellata; Craspedida; Salpingoecidae. The coding region runs from base 1 to 984 and encodes 327 amino acids.